This is a messenger RNA of Chaetomium fimeti, 3509 nucleotides long. RefSeq lists its product as uncharacterized. Lineage: Eukaryota; Fungi; Ascomycota; Sordariomycetes; Sordariales; Chaetomiaceae. Gene Ontology annotation, cellular component: transcription repressor complex. The transcript has 8 exons. Gene Ontology annotation, biological process: negative regulation of transcription by RNA polymerase II. The record is from RefSeq and is a predicted model, not a curated record. The coding region runs from base 395 to 3061 and encodes 888 amino acids. Gene Ontology annotation, molecular function: protein binding; RNA polymerase II cis-regulatory region sequence-specific DNA binding; chromatin DNA binding.
UGCUGCCCUCUGCCUUCCCUCACUCUCCGCCUCGACUCGACCGCCUGAAACCUGCCGGCGACCAUUUGACCAAGGCGCCGAACAGGAAACGUGAGGGGUAGUCGUUAGCUUUUUGCUUCGCAUUUGUGCCUGCCUGGGCCGCUUUCGUUGUUUUCGGCAACUUUGGUGUGCGCGAUUGGGAGCCGUCUGCAGGGUUGAGUUGAUCGCAACUCGGUGGGCAGAAAACAACAAUUAUCAACAACCCGCCAUCCGCGCCUCGUCGCAACUCUUGUCCGGUCUCGAGACAUUGGGUUCUUACCCAGAUCUUGAUGUUGAUCGCGCCCGCUGGCAUCGACUCCUCCAAUUGUUAAAGACAUAGGCCCUUCCUCCCGCCAUCAGGGCAGAGUCGGCAAUCAUGGCAAACCAUCAUCCUUCGCCUCCGAUGCAAAUGCAGAUGCAUCAUGGACCGCCAGGUCCAGCGCGGGCCCCCGUCCCGCAACAGUCCUUUUCGUCAUCGCGACAGGUCCUCCUACAACAGACCGAGGGGAUCUGGAUCCAGCUCGGUGGACUUGCUGAGCAGAUGGGCAAUCUUGACGACGCGAUGGCUUCGUACGAGCGCGCCAUUCGAACCAAUCCCAACUCGAUCCCGGCCAUGAACGCCAUGAGCUCAGUCCUGAGGACACGCGAGGAUUUUCCCAAGGCCGCCGAGUAUCUAAAUGCCAUCCUGAAGCUGGACGAAAGGAACGGAGACGCGUGGGGUUGUCUCGGACAUUGCUAUUUGAUGAUGGACGAUCUGCAGCAAGCCUACAGUGCAUACCAGACAGCUUUGGUUCACCUGCCGAACCCAAAGGAACCCCGCCUCUGGUACGGCAUUGGCAUCCUCUACGACAGAUACGGUUCGCUAGACCAUGCCGAGGACGCAUUUGCCCAUGUUAUGAAGAUGCAGCCGGACUUUGACAAGGCCCACGAGAUCUAUUUUCGACUGGGGAUCAUUUACAAACAGCAACAGAAGUACAACGAAUCGCUCGAGUGCUUCAAGUACAUCGUGAACUCGCCGCCAACGCCACUCACGGAAGAGGAUAUCUGGUUUCAGAUUGGGCACGUCCAUGAGCAGCAGAAAGACUUUGAGAAUGCGAAGGUGGCUUACCACCGCGUCCUCGACCGUGACCCCAAUCACGCCAAGGUCCUGCAACAGUUGGGUUGGCUCCACCAUACGCAGAGCCAGCAUUUUGAUAGCCAGGAGCGGGCUAUCGAAUACCUGGAGAAGUCAGUCGCAGCUGAUAACUCUGAUGCACAAAGCUGGUACCUGCUCGGCCGCUGUUACAUGCAGAUGCAGAAAUACCCCAAGGCAUACGAGGCAUAUCAGCAAGCCGUCUAUCGCGAUGGCCGGAACCCGACAUUCUGGUGCUCCAUUGGUGUUCUGUACUACCAGAUCAACCAGUACCGCGAUGCGCUUGAUGCUUACUCGCGCGCAAUCCGCCUCAAUCCAUGGAUUUCAGAAGUUUGGUAUGAUCUGGGCACAUUGUAUGAAUCUUGCAACAACCAGAUCGCCGAUGCGCUCGACGCGUACCAGCGCGCCGCUGAACUCGACCCCUCGAACCCCCACAUUAAAACCCGGCUGCAGCUGCUUCGCAAUGGACAAACUAGUGGCGCCGCGCCGGGACCUACUGAUGUUCAUCCUCAGGCUUACCAAGCAGCUGGCGCCGUUGGACCCCCGGGACCACAGUGGGCCGGCUCGGGCUCCGGUGCGCCGCCGCAGCCGCCACAGGCGAUGCCUAACGGCGCUGCUCCCGGCGGCCCUGGGCCCAACUCGUGGGCGGGUAGAAUCUCUGAUAUAAACCCCCCGCCGCAGCCACGGAACCCGUAUGCUGCCGACCGUGAACCCUUCCGCGGGCAAGCCGGCCCCGGUCAACGACCCCCCAGCCCCCAGCCGGAGCAGCAAAUGAGGCCGUAUCAGGACGCCAACCGGGUACCCGAGCAACUCAGACGGGGUCCAUCACCUCCACCACCAGCCCACUACGCAGCCCCUCCGCCGCCACCGCCGCCGCAGCAGCAGGCUCAACAGCCCCAGCAGCCCCAGCAACCCCCUCCGGGAUCGCAACCCCCUCGCAUCAGGAACCCGAACUAUGGUGGACACACCCCGGUCGCGGUGCUCCAACAACCUAGCUCAGGGCCUGGCCCGAGUGGGAACCCGGCGAACCCAUUGAUGCCUUAUCGCAACCCUAGCCCUCGAAAUGAUGGCCGGCCGCCCAUGCAUGACAAUCGCAUGCCGUCGCCCAAGUCGGCCUAUCCACAGCAUCAGCCACCCUACUCGGCGCAUCCCGAUCAGGCAGGUCCUCAUGGCCCCGAGCCUGGAGUACCUCUUCCGCCACAACCUGGUAUGCCUGCUGAUGCUGCUCUUCACCGGGAGCACGAUCCUCGCCCCCCUUCGGUUGGCCCGAAGAGGAUGCGCGAGUGGGAGGAUGAUCGGGAAGCGAAGAAGCCCUCGACUGAGGAAACACGGGCGCGCAUGGACGACAUCCGCCAUCGCCGCCCUUCCACGUCGCCCCGCCUUGAGCCAUACCGCCGCAACUCAUCGGAAGUUAGGCGUUUUGAUGAGCGUCGCAUGGAGGAUGCUCGGCGGGCCGAAGAGCAACGCCGGGCUGAUGAUAUGCGUCGCGCCGACGAACAGCGUCAUGGCAAUGAAGGAUACCACCCGUCCGAAGCUGCCCACCACCCGCAGUCGCACUCGGUUUCCGCUCAUUUGCCACCUAUGCAACAGGGCCCGUCGUCCAUGCAAGGCCUCAUGCAUGAAGCCCCCGGGCCACAGCCUGGGCCGGCUAAGAAAGAAUACCAGCCAGGACCCGAGGAGAGACGGAUGGAGCACCCUCCCGCCGCUCACCCUCCUAUCGCCCACCCCCCCAUCGCCAGUGAGCCUGAGAGGGCUGCCCGCACGAUGGAUGUGGAUGAAAACUAUGACGAUAGCGGGGAGGAAGACAAAAAGGCGGGCAUUGUUCCGGGCCCUGCCCCGGGUUCGGGUUCCGCGGCAGCGGCUGAGAUCAAGAAUGGGACGCCCACUACUGCGACUAUUAAUGGCAACUAAGCGUGGCUCGCGUGAACGCACGCACUCUGAGCCAACCUGGAUACUCGGAUGUGUACCCGUCCUCGGUUUCUGUUGGUGAGAUGACAUGGCGGUUGUCUGGAUGUUUUCCGAGCUGCCAUUUCUUGACUUCGAGGUUUAUAUCAGGCCACGCUCACGCAACUCUGGCUUUUCCGGCAAUGGUGGCCUUCGUCGACCUAUUGAGUGUUUUUUUUCCUUUCCUUUUUCUUUUUGUUCUUGCGUUUUUAAAGCGACACAUCGAGGUUCGAGGUUUUGUUAGGGGCUGAUAGUUUAGUAGCCAAUGCUGCAUGAUGGUUUGAGCCCGCUGGGCAUGGUCGCCUGGGAUGAUGGACAUUGUCGACGGCAUGGAUUGUGGGGAUUCUUUGUUUAACAUCAUGUAGCCAGCUUGAUAAACUUCAGUUAUUUAUCACAACACUUCUGAAACCCCCAC